AAAAACGUCUGCCUAAAAGAAACAGCAUCGCCUGAAGCUAAACCAAUACAUUAUUUAUAGUUAAAAAUGUUUUGCAGCCUCUGGAGCGCAAACUUACAAUAUUGCUGUACCCACGACUUAUAAUAACUGAAAUAAUUGUCUCAAAACAUCUUUAUUCUUACAACAAAUGUAGAUAGUAUAAGUUUCAAUUUCACAUUUGUGGUUCGAAACAUAAAGAGAGAAAUCAGCCAUGCAACAUGCACCUCCGGCUCACGGAUCCUGUAAGACGCUACCUGCGCACGUUCCUCCUUCAAGUCCCCUCCCGCCCAGAGGACAAAUAUGCUCAACAGCCGAAUAGAGGCACCUCUUCUGCCAUGGCAGGUCGCCCUCAGCCUCCACUGCUCGCCCAAAGACACUUUGAAUGAACACAUGAUGAGUUUGUGGGGAUACUUGGUGAUGGGAAGGCUUGAAUAGCAGCCAGAGCUUGGGUGAGUUAAGGUGGGGCUGCUGUGGAUGCUUACUGGUAUCACGCAGCGCUGAUUGGUCGAGCCGAGGAAUGACGCCAGAGGGCUGGCAAUAUGGUACAGUCGGCGUUUCCGGAGGCAGGCAUUGUACUUUGAGAUCUAUCGCAUCACCACGUAGCCGCACGGAGACGGGGUGGGCAUGCAUCCCGCCUUUACACACAUUGACUGGAGUCACCAGUGCAUCUUGGCCAGCUGAGCACAAAGGAUCGUUAACUGUGGAUACGCUUACCAUUGCCGGCGUUACAUUGAAUUCACUAUUUUCAAGCGCUAGUUUGGUUGGGUGACAUAUCUGCAUUUUGAGGUAUUUUCAUCCACAAGACGGUUUGUUUCCGGCAGGAAAGCCAAACCAGGUCGAAGUCAACCCGGCUACUUCUUUUUUUUUUUUUUGAGCCGGGUGCUGAAAUCUACAUUAUUAUUGUUAUUAUUUUUUUUAAUACACCACCAGGCUUCCUCCGGAUCCAAAGAGGGACUGUUUCUUUCUUCACCAAUGAGAUACAGCGCAGACGCCAUCCAUUCUUUUCUGUGUUUCGGACGGUAAACCUUCACUACGCAUGCAGGAAGAAAUCUGGGGUGACACCAGAUCGACCAGCGUCAGCACGCACAUUGACCGCGGGGAGCCCCAGGCGAAUGACAGAGCUACGAAGGCGGCCAUUGCUUGGCCCGUGUUGUUGAAUUGUCGUGCGUGAGCACCGUUAUUGGAGUUGUGACCAAGCCAAAGCCAUGGUGCACUGCGCUGGGUGCGAAAGGCCUAUCCUGGACCGCUUUCUGCUCAAUGUGCUGGACCGAGCCUGGCACGUCAAGUGUGUCCAGUGCUGCGAGUGCAAAUGCAAUUUGACAGACAAAUGUUUUUCUCGAGAGGGGAGAUUAUACUGCAAAAAUGACUUCUUUAGGCGGUUCGGCACCAAGUGUGGCGGGUGUUCACAGGGCAUAUCUCCAAACGACUUGGUCCGGAGGGCUCGAAGCAAAGUGUUUCAUCUCAACUGCUUCACGUGCAUGAUGUGCAAUAAGCAGCUUUCGACCGGCGAAGAGCUCUACAUCAUAGAUGAAAACAAAUUCGUUUGCAAAGACGAUUACCUGAGCAACAGCAGUGUAAAAGACACAAACCUCCUUUCAGUAACGGCAUGCAGCGACCCGAGUUUAUCUCCGGAUUCCCAAGACCACCUCCAGGACGACGUGGUUCUUAAGGAAACGGAGAUUGCCGCCCUCUCGGAUAAGGAAACUGUAAAUAACGAGAACGACGACCAGAAUUUGGGCGGCAAGCGGCGAGGCCCGCGGACGACAAUUAAGGCCAAACAGCUGGAGACGCUAAAGGCGGCCUUUGCUGCAACCCCCAAACCCACCCGACACAUCAGGGAGCAACUGGCACAGGAGACUGGCCUCAACAUGAGAGUUAUUCAGGUCUGGUUCCAGAACCGCCGUUCCAAAGAGAGGCGCAUGAAGCAGUUGAGCGCACUAGGAGCACGCAGGCAUGCUUUUUUCAGGAGCCCAAGGCGGAUGAGGACGCUGGUUGACCGCCUGGAACCUGGGGAGCUCAUCCCGAAUGGACCUUUCUCUUAUUACGGAGAUUAUCAAAGUGAAUAUUAUGGUCCAGGAGGGAACUAUGACUUCUUUCCUCAGGGGCCACCCUCAUCACAAGCCCAGACCCCAGUGGAUCUCCCCUUUGUGCCCUCUUCAGGCCCCACAGGCACACCGCUUGGCGGUAUGGACCACCCCCUGCCGGGGCACCAUCCAUCCAGUGAAGUGCAGCGCUUCUCUGAUAUUAUGUCCCACCACCCUGGGGACUCUCCAAGCCCAGAGCCUGGCAUCCCAGGAACUCUGCACAAUAUCUCCACUGAGGUGUUUGGCCCGAGCCCACCGUUUACCUCACUGUCUCUGAAUGGCAGCGGAUACAACAACCAUUUGUCACAUCCACCCACGGAAAUGAAUGAAGCCACUGUGUGGUAGUUUAUUGGCAGACUGGACUCUUGAGGCCGGCAGAUUACUAACUGCGGUGAAUUGUGCUGUGGACUGAAUUGAGGCAUGGAUAUCAACAGGGUUAGGGCAAUGCCACAAAACAUUUUUUGUAUGAUUUCUUAUUUCUUAUUUAUUCACAUAAGACUAAUCCAAAACUGGACAUUUUUGAACUGACAGCCUUCAUCUUCCGAUGUGUAUAUGAAGCCCAUACUAUUCUGCUGCUUUGUCAGGAGCUUGGCAUGACACAACAUUCAUCACUGUUAUGUGUAAAUUAAGUUUCAAGAUCUGUUAUAUUUCCGGACCGGGAAAAGUAUCAUUCGCUCCUGUCAAAGACGUCAAUAGCUUUACAGACAGAUAGUAAUCUGGUCAAAGGUUGUUUGUGCACGAACUGAAGCAGUGCUCAAUGUUUAAGGCAUUAGACAUACUCCUUGUAUUUACUCAGAAGUUCCGCAAACCCGUUUUUUGCCUCUGCCAUAUUGAUUCUUCACGUUUCUUCAGGCAAGACAAAAUAAUACACUCAUCCAUGUCGAGUUUUGGAAGGUUUUCUUUUGGUUUCAGAAUUUCCAUCAAACCUGGGGAAAGCUGCCUUAAAAAGGCGAACGUAACAAAAUGUCCUCUGUGGAUUUCAAACCCUUUAUUUAAAAUGGAACAGAACUUGAACUGCUCAACUUUUGAAGUCUGCUUACUAAAAAAAAAACAAAAAAAAAACAAAAAAAAAAACUUGACUUGGGGUUCAAAUGGGAUUUAAAACAGUCAACUGUUUACGUCAUCAAUUUCAAGUUCAGGAGUCCAGAAAAUGAUGUUUUAGAAUCCUGUCCAUGUAAAAUGUACCAAGCAACCAACCAAACUUUUGUAUUGAGUUCAUUUAUAUUGUAUGAAGAAUAUACAUUUUCUUCA
This is a messenger RNA of Hippocampus comes (tiger tail seahorse), 3353 nucleotides long. Its product is annotated as LIM/homeobox protein Lhx1. Gene Ontology annotation, biological process: regulation of transcription by RNA polymerase II; neuron differentiation. Bases 1224 to 2447 code for a protein of 407 amino acids. Gene Ontology annotation, cellular component: nucleus. The transcript has 5 exons. NCBI's taxonomy places the organism in Eukaryota, Metazoa, Chordata, Actinopteri, Syngnathiformes, Syngnathidae. The record is from RefSeq and is a predicted model, not a curated record. Gene Ontology annotation, molecular function: RNA polymerase II transcription regulatory region sequence-specific DNA binding; DNA-binding transcription factor activity, RNA polymerase II-specific; zinc ion binding.